Molecule: messenger RNA, 2115 nt
Organism: Mustela lutreola (European mink)
Lineage: Eukaryota; Metazoa; Chordata; Mammalia; Carnivora; Mustelidae
Gene: MRS2
Product: magnesium transporter MRS2
Exons: 11
Coding region: 757-1893 (378 amino acids)
Biological process (GO): mitochondrial magnesium ion transmembrane transport
Cellular component (GO): mitochondrial inner membrane
Molecular function (GO): magnesium ion transmembrane transporter activity
Source: RefSeq, a predicted model, not a curated record
UUGUUUUUUGUUUUUAAAGACAGGUUAACCCUUAUCUAAGUGUUUUUCUUCCCAGUCUUUCCUCCUUUGCGCGUUGAUGCGUUUUUCCAGUUCAGUUAAGGAAUGGGGAAGCACCUGUAGAUGAGGCUGAGCACUUGAAGGAUUUCAUAGUAACAGUUGCUCCUGAGAAAUCUGUUUUCACGGACGGCGUAGCAAGCUGCAGGGGUCAGCGUAGUGGGGAGGAGGAGGAAUCGGCGUUAGUUAUUUCUUCGCCAAAUGAUAAAGCCUGAUGCUAUGUCAACAUUUGCACAAAUGUCGGAAUGUAGGUGCUCAUGUUGCCCAGAAACCGGCGACAUUAAAAAUGUAUAGCUCUCAAAAGGAUUGCGCUGUUCUCAAGUUUUCUCAGUUUUAUGCUCAAAAGUCUUAAGUCACGGCACCACCUUCCCCACGCUCACCAGAGAGUCUGAACUGGGGUACGCCCCAAAUUCCCUCCUUUAAUAACUCUUGGGAGCCCAGUUUCAGCCCAUCUGCUGUUUUAAGACAAGCACUGAGAUUCAGAAUCCCGAAACAUUGUAUCUAACUUGUGGCUGAUUAGCAAAUGAAUCUCAGUGGAAACAUUUUUAUCUAACUUGGAGAAAGACUGUCUAACUUGAGAAACAACAAACCUCAGAUGGGACACUAUAUGUAACGGGAAGGAAUAAGAUCGGAAAUGAGAAUAUAUCUGCACAUUCCAUGGAGUCAGCAUGAUUACUUUGGAAGCAGAAAAUAAUUGGUGAAAUGCAUCGGUUUAGAACUUCCGAUGUCUCUCAAGCCACUUUGGCCAGUGUAGCCCCAGUGUUUACUGUGACAAAAUUUGACAAAGAAGGAAAUGUUACUUCUUUUGAAAAGAAGAAAACUGACUUAUAUCAAGAAUUGGGUCUGCAAGCCAGAGAUUUGAGGUUUCAGCAUGUGAUGAGCAUCACAACCAGAAACAAUAGGAUUAUCAUGAGAAUGGAGUACUUGAAAGCUGUGAUAACUCCAGAGUGUCUUCUGAUACUAGAUUAUCGUAAUUUAAAUUUAGAGCAAUGGCUCUUCCGGGAACUCCCUUCUCAGUUGGCUGGAGAAGGACAACUUGUCACAUACCCUUUACCUUUUGAGUUUAGGGCUAUAGAAGCACUCCUACAAUAUUGGAUCAGCACUCUUCAGGGGAAACUUAGCAUUUUGCAGCCACUGAUCCUUGAGACAUUGGAAGCUUUAGUGGAUCCCAAACAUUCUUCUGUAGACAGAAGCAAAUUGCACAUCUUACUACAAAAUGGCAAAAGUCUGUCAGAGUUAGAAACAGAUAUUAAAAUUUUCAAAGAAUCCAUGUUGGAGAUUUUGGAUGAAGAGGAGUUGUUGGAGGAGCUCUGUCUCACGAAGUGGAGUGACCCACAAGUCUUUGAAAAGAGCAGUGCUGGAAUCGACCAUGCAGAAGAGAUGGAGUUGCUCUUGGAAAACUACUACCGGUUGGCCGAGGAUCUCUCCAAUGCAACGCGGGAACUCAGGGUAUUGAUCGAUGAUUCUCAAAGUAUCAUAUUCAUCAAUCUGGACAGCCACCGGAAUGUGAUGAUGAGGUUGAACCUACAGCUGACCAUGGGAACCUUCUCUCUUUCUCUCUUUGGACUAAUGGGAGUUGCUUUUGGAAUGAAUUUGGAAUCUUCCCUUGAAGAGGACCACAGAGUGUUUUGGCUGAUUACAGGAAUUAUGUUUAUGGGCAGCGGCCUCAUCUGGAGGCGUUUGCUGUCAUUCCUGGGACGACAACUAGAAGCUCCUCUACCUCCCGUGGUGGCCUCUUUACCCAAGAAGUCCCUGCAGGCGGACAGGAGGAUGGAAAUGAAGCACAGCUUCCGGCCGGACGGGCUCGGCUCAGGCAAGAGCGUCCUGACAAACCGUUAGAGACAUCCACCCUCGAGAGACUGGGUUACUUUUCGCAGUAGUCACGGGAAGCUUCUGGUACUCUUUUAUUAUUUUCUUUCAUAGAGUCAGAGACUUGGGAAAAAUCACUAAAAUUACAAUGCCUGAUGAUAAAGAUACCAUGACACUCCGUAAUGCUAGAACUUCUGCAUUUUCAAAAUCGAGGAAAGACGCAAAGGAUAGGCUCUGUAAAAGGCCAAAAUU